AUGUCUAACACCACCACCAACCAAACCCUCCUCGCAGCCAAAUCCUGGCUCCAGGAUUAUCACUCCUUAGGCGACCAACUCACACCCGAACUCGCCGUUCCCAAAUUCUAUGCUCCAGACUGCGAGAUGAGAUUCCCAGGCCACUCUCCGAUCAAGGGCCAGGAAGCAAUCAUCAACUUCUUCAAAGAGCAGUCCACGAUCCUGGAGAGCAUGAAGCAUACUAUUGGUCAUGUGGACGUUCUUCCUGAUCGCAUCUAUCAGGAGGCGACUAUUGAGUACGUUUUGAAGGGUGAUGAUGAGAAGAAGGUGGUUAGUGUUCAGGGUAUAGCAAUCUUUGGGAAGGGGGUGGAUGACGAUAAGAUGAGGUUUUUCACGGUGUAUCUGGAUAGGAGUCCUUUGGUGGAGAGGGUUAGGGUUAUUAGUGCUAAGGGUGGUGACUCUCGGGUAUCUGGUGUGAGUUCCGCAUCGAAAUGA
Aspergillus niger is the source of this 474-nucleotide messenger RNA. RefSeq lists its product as uncharacterized. The coding region runs from base 1 to 474 and encodes 157 amino acids. Lineage: Eukaryota; Fungi; Ascomycota; Eurotiomycetes; Eurotiales; Aspergillaceae. The transcript has 2 exons. The record is from RefSeq and is a predicted model, not a curated record.